GAUUAGGACCGUUGCGAGACGGCUGGUUCCAAGUGAGCCAGGUCGCGGGGGGAGGGAAGCGGGCCUGUACGCGAGGACCGCGGCGCCCUUUGCGCGCGGGGACUGGAACUGGGGCCGCGGUUCCUGGGACCAGCCCUAGCCUGCGGGACGGCGGGGGCUGACCUGUGCCGAGAUCCCAUUCCAGCACGCGCAGUCUGCUGCGAGUCCCUGGCGUCCCCUCCGGCGUGCUCUUGGAGCCACUUUCCCGAGCGGAAGUCAGCCUGCGGCUCCGGCCCUGGUGGGACCUGCUCGGAGGAAUGGCGUCGCCGGGUGCAAGCACUGUCUUCCUGUUGGCCCUGACAAUCCUAGCCGGUACCCAAGCUCUGACGCCCACUCACUACCUCACCAAGCCUGAUGUGGAGAGACUGAGAGCCUCACUGGACCGCCCUUUCACGAGUUUGGAAUCAGCUUUCUACUCCAUCGUGGGACUCAGCAGCCUUGGUGUCCAAGUGCCAGAUGUAAAGAAAGCGUGCGCUUUCAUUAAAUCAAAUCUUGAUCCCGGCAAUGUGGACUCCCUUUUCUACGCUGCCCAGUCCAGCCAGGCCCUCUCAGGGUGUGAGAUCUCUAUUUCAAAUGAAACCAAAGAUCUGCUUCUAGCGGCUGUCAGUGAAGACUCAUCUGUUACCCAGAUCUACCAUGCCGUGGCAGCCCUCAGUGGCUUUGGCCUUCCCUUGGCUUCCCAAGAAGCUCUCAGUGCCCUUACUGCCCGCCUCAGCAAGGAAGAGACUGUGUUAGCAACGGUCCAGGCUCUGCAGACGGCAUCCCACCUGUCCCAGCAGGCAGAUUUGAGGAGCAUCGUGGAGGAGAUUGAGGAUCUUGUUGCUCGCCUCGAUGAACUGGGAGGUGUGUAUCUCCAGUUUGAAGAAGGACUGGAAAUAACAGCAUUAUUUGUGGCUGCCACCUACAAGCUCAUGGACCACGUGGGGACUGAGCCAUCCAUUAAGGAGGAUCAGGUCAUCCAACUAAUGAAUGCAAUCUUCAGCAAGAAGAACUUUGAAUCACUCUCAGAAGCCUUCAGUGUGGCCUCAGCUGCAGCUGCGCUCUCUCAAAAUCGCUAUCAUGUGCCAGUUGUAGUUGUGCCUGAAGGGACUCCUUCCGACACUCAUGAACAGGCUAUCCUUCGGUUGCAGGUCACCAAUGUUCUAUCUCAGCCUCUGACUCAGGCCACUGUUAAACUAGAACAUGCUAAAUCUGUUGCUUCCAGAGCCACUGUCCUCCAGAAGACGUCUUUUACCCCUGUAGGGGAUGUUUUUGAACUAAACUUCAUGAAUGUCAAAUUUUCCAGUGGUUAUUAUGACUUCUCUGUCAAAGUGGAAGGUGACAACCGUUACAUUGCAAAUAGUGUAGAGCUCAGAGUCAAGAUCUCCACUGAAGUUGGCAUCACAAAUGUUGAUCUCUCCACUGUGGAUAAGGAUCAGAGCAUUGCACCCAAAACCACUCGGGUGACGUACCCAGCGAAAGCCAAAGGCACAUUCAUCGCAGACAGCCACCAGAACUUUGCUUUGUUCUUCCAGCUGGUAGAUGUGAACACUGGUGCUGAACUUACUCCUCACCAGACAUUUGUCCGACUCCAUAAUCAGAAGACUGGCCAGGAAGUGGUGUUUGUUGCUGAGCCGGACAGCAAGAAUGUAUACAAGUUUGAACUGGAUACCUCUGAGAGGAAGAUUGAAUUUGACUCUGCGUCUGGCACCUACACUCUCUAUCUGAUCAUCGGAGAUGCCACUUUGAAGAACCCGAUCCUUUGGAAUGUGGCUGAUGUGGUCAUCAAGUUCCCUGAAGAAGAUGCUCCAUCGACUGUCCUGUCCAAAAACCUUUUCACUCCCAAACAGGAAAUUCAGCACCUGUUCCGAGAGCCUGAGAAGAGGCCCCCCACAGUGGUGUCCAAUACAUUCACUGCCCUGAUCCUCUCGCCCUUGCUCCUGCUCUUUGCUCUGUGGAUCCGGAUUGGUGCCAAUGUCUCUAACUUCACUUUUGCUCCAAGCACUAUCAUCUUUCACUUGGGACAUGCUGCGAUGCUGGGGCUCAUGUAUGUCUAUUGGACUCAGCUCAACAUGUUCCAGACCCUGAAGUACCUGGCCAUCUUGGGCAGUGUGACGUUUCUGGCUGGCAAUCGGAUGCUGGCCCAGCAGGCAAUCAAGAGGAUCGCUGCAGAGCAGAGCAGUAGAUUGGCAAAAUAUAGGACACUACGAACAGCACACUAGUGCCAGAAAGGAGGAAGGAAUGAAUGAAAGCCAAAAAUGAAUAUGAAUAUCCAGAAAAGGAGUCAAGAACAAUUCACAGUUUGUAAAGAGAAACGAAAAUUUAUUUAAACAAAAAAGUCAGAAUUGUGGUUACACUUUUGCUUGUUGUUUUUUCUAUUUCCCCAACACAGAGUGAAUACCUAUGAGGCCCAAUACUCCGUUUCUUUGGCAUGGUGUCCUAGCCAGAUGCUGUGAAUAUUCCUAACUUAGCUGCCAGCUGUUGCAUUUGAAAAGUUGAAAUUUGUAAUUAGUCUGUUUUGGAAUAAAGAGAGUAACAGGAAGAGGA
Molecule: messenger RNA, 2565 nt
Organism: Canis lupus familiaris (dog)
Lineage: Eukaryota; Metazoa; Chordata; Mammalia; Carnivora; Canidae
Gene: RPN2
Product: ribophorin II
Exons: 18
Coding region: 297-2240 (647 amino acids)
Biological process (GO): protein N-linked glycosylation
Cellular component (GO): membrane; oligosaccharyltransferase complex
Source: RefSeq, a predicted model, not a curated record